AAGGCGCAUAUAGCGCGCCCUUGGGCUCGCAAAGGGAAGAGAAAUGCAUGCUUCUCACUUUGCCGAGUAUAUGCAGAGUUCAGCGACUAUCGCGUCAUCGUCGCUGCCACAAAGCGAGACGGACCCUUCCCUGAAACGGUCGCAGAUGCCUCUCAAAGCCGUCUAUCAAGGAUCAGUUGUCGGUGUUCGCUACCGCUGCCCCGCUCAUCCGUCGUUUUCCCCCGAACAUACGUUUUAUCGCCGCUUCCAGUUGAUGUUCAAGAGCGAAGCAGAGGCGCAGCGCUUCGUUGACCUAAUCGAAAACGUUUGCCCUAUAGGUCCAGCGGCGAAGAGCACUCGCAACGCCAAAGGGAAAGGUCAAGGAGCCGCUGUUGGCACAUUUGAAGCAAAGGUCGAUCCUAACGCUUGCAAACCGGCCUCGAAACUUCCUGCUGCGCAGCCGACUCUUCGAGCAAGCUGCGUACGUGCACCGGACCCAUUCGAGGACACGCAUCCCAGACCUCAGCCCUCGAAGCUGCCAUUGGCGGUCUCUGCGCUCCUCGCAUUGAGCUCAGCUUCGAACGGUUCUGUGGCACAGGGCACGGUCGCAAUCUCAAAUGCCCUCAGUUCUCAUGGAGCGCUAUUGGCGGGGGAGCAAGCACACACCUGUGAACAGCAGACGGCGACGGGACCUCCGGCAGAGCCUUCGCCUCCCUCUGCCUCAGCUGUGCGUAACUCCUCUCCCGCUGCGCGAAGGCAGCAGCACACAGAGGGUAGCAUGAAAGGAGUCCAAUCGCAACUCAUUGAUGCAAAGUCGACCACCAAGGCGCAUUUUCUCACGCAGGCGGAUAGCCUCGAAGCUCCUCCAACUGCGAAGAAGCGCAAGUGUGCCCCGAAGAAGAAAGCGAGCGUCGGCGUGCAGACCGACUUGUCCUCUGUCGAAAUGGAGCUCAUGCUCAUCCCCGCAGAUGGAGCACACGCGCACAUCGAGGAGGCGGCACCGUGCACGGUAAUGGAUUAUAUUCAGCAGGGCGACUUUACACCAUUCUUAUCAUUGCCAGACGAGCAGCUUGUCGCUCUGCUUCAGGACUUUACUGACUUUUCACCGACUUUUCGAGCGCUGUGCUGCCGCUUACAGGCUCUAUCUGCAAGGUAGUGCGACGUACAUUGACACACGAACAGACUUUGAACAACCUUACUACCAGAAUAAGACAUUGGCGUUCACCAUCGCACGAGCGCCG
This is a messenger RNA of Tilletiaria anomala UBC 951, 1220 nucleotides long. RefSeq lists its product as uncharacterized. Lineage: Eukaryota; Fungi; Basidiomycota; Exobasidiomycetes; Georgefischeriales; Tilletiariaceae. Bases 44 to 1135 code for a protein of 363 amino acids. The record is from RefSeq and is a predicted model, not a curated record. The transcript has 6 exons.